Messenger RNA from Misgurnus anguillicaudatus (oriental weatherfish), 3983 nucleotides. NCBI's taxonomy places the organism in Eukaryota, Metazoa, Chordata, Actinopteri, Cypriniformes, Cobitidae. The record is from RefSeq and is a predicted model, not a curated record.
AACUAUGACUAUCUAAGAUAUUGAUCUAAGCGCAUUGCAUUGUGGGAUACAUUCCCAAAACAGUGUGCAUAAAAAUAGUGCAUAUUUUAUGCCUCCAGAAACUUCUUAUUCUGCACACAGUAUGCAUACUUCAGUAACAGUAUAUCUGUAGUAUGGACAUACGCCAAAACAUUUCAAACAUGCUCACUCUCUCUCAGUGACGUCAUUUUGCUGCAUGCUUGCCGCAGCGACAGAUCAGAUUGGCUGAUGUAGGGGAAUCCUAAGCCCCUCCCCUUAGAGUAGAGUCAUUCCCUUACAGGCCCCGCCCCCACUACUGCGCUAAGAGAUCCCCAGUCCCCGCCUCCUCCUCUCAUAUUUUGCUGCUUUGCUGAUAGACUCUCUCUCUGCUAGCACUCUCUCUCUCUUUCUCUCUCUCUUUCUCUCUCUCUCUUUCUCUCUGCAUCAUCCUGUGUGCAGUCAGCAGCAUGGACUCCAGCGCAGCUCCAGCGCAGAGCAAAACCAAAGCUAAAGCUCAUAAGAGAGGCAGUUUACAGAGCUGGACCAGUCCUGAUCUGUAUGGUUCUUCAGAUCAGAGGCCGUUGAUGUCUCAGCGUUCACUGCCCGGUACACCUGUCACUCAUAAACAUCUGCCUGUGGAUCUGCGCACAUCUAUGGAUGGAAAAUACAAAGAGAUCGCUGAGGAGCUGUUAGUGAGGAGUAUGACCGACAGCGAUAUGCGUUGUGCACCGUACGAGUUUCCUGAAGAAAGUCCAAUCGAACAGCUGGAGGAGAGACGACACCGUCUGGAGAGACAGAUCAGUCAGGACGUCAAGCUUGAGCCCGAGAUUCUGCUGAGAGCGAAACAAGACUUCAUGAAAGUAGACAGCACUGCAGACCUGGAGUUUCUGAAGGACGGUCAUGAAGAUGCUGUGGAUUAUCAUUACUUGGAGAGAGAGACGGUUAUAGAGAGAGAAUUUCAGCGUGUGUCCAUCUCAGGAGAGGAGAAGUGCGGGGUGCCGUUCACUGAUCUAGUAGACGCUGCCAAGUGUGUGGUGAAGGCUUUAUUUAUCCGUGAGAAGUACAUGAAUGUAUCACUGCAGAGUUUCUGUAAGACCACCGCUCGAUCCCUUCAGGAGCUCAAUGACAGACCGCCGGACGUCAACUUCAGUCAGGACGCUCACGAGAGCCCGGUCGACUCAGGUGUGUCAUCACACAUACAAACACACACACAAACAGAAGAGAUUCAAGAGACUCAUCUCUCUCUCUCUUUCUCAGAUGCUCCUGUUCACCCACCGGUGUCAAAAACUCACCCCUAUGAAGGGCAGGACAUGAAGAACCUGCCGUCUGAUUUGGGUUACAGCUGUAAGAUGGUGGAUGGAGUCGUUCAUGUCUACACCAAACAAAACCCAAUGGACAAGAGCACAGAAUUAGAUCUGCCAUAUCCAGAUCUGCAGGAAUUCAUCACCGAUAUGAACGUCAUGAUGGCUUUGAUCAUCAACGGCCCUGUAAAGUCGUUCUGUUAUCGGCGACUGCAGUAUUUGAGCUCAAAGUUUCAGAUGCACAUUCUUCUGAAUGAGAUGAAGGAGCUGGCGGCGCAGAAGAAAGUGCCACAUCGAGAUUUCUACAACAUACGAAAAGUGGACACGCACAUUCACGCCUCGUCCUGCAUGAAUCAGAAACAUCUGCUGAGGUUCAUCAAGCGUGCGAUGAAAAAAUACCCCGAUGAGAUCGUGCACAUGGAGGGCGGUCGCGGUCAGACGCUGAUGGACGUGUUCGAGAACAUGAAUCUGACGGCGUACGACCUCAGCGUCGACACGCUCGACAUGCACGCGGACAGAAACACUUUCCAUCGUUUCGACAAAUUCAACUCCAAAUACAACCCCAUCGGAGAGUCCAUCCUCAGAGAGAUCUUCAUCAAAACUGACAAUCACAUCAAUGGCAAAUACUUUGCCCACAUCGUCAAGGAAGUGAUGUCAGACCUCGAGGAGAGUAAAUAUCAGAACGCCGAGCUGCGUCUGUCCGUAUACGGUCGAUCUAUGGAUGAAUGGGAUAAACUUGCGGAGUGGGCCGUUUCACACUCGGUGUAUUCAGACAACGUCCGCUGGCUCAUUCAGAUCCCACGACUCUUUGAUGUUUACCGCACAAAGAAACAACUGAUAAACUUCCAGCAGAUGUUGGAGAACAUAUUCAUGCCUCUGUUUGAGGUGACCAUCAACCCAAAUAGUCACCCAGACCUCCACCUGUUCCUACAACACGUGGUGGGUUUUGACAGUGUCGAUGAUGAGUCUAAACCGGAGCAUCACAUCUUUAAUCUGGACAGUCCAUCACCUGCCCGCUGGUGUGAAGAUGAUAAUCCACCAUAUUCAUAUUAUCUGUACUACAUGUAUGCCAACAUCACCGUCCUGAACCACCUGCGCAGGAGGCGGGGCUUCCAGACCUUCAUGCUGCGACCUCACUGCGGGGAGGCGGGGCCUAUUCAUCACCUGGUGUCUGGAUUCAUGCUGUCAGAAAACAUCUCGCACGGACUGCUGCUCAGAAAGGCUCCAGUCCUGCAGUAUUUGUUUUAUUUGGCUCAGAUUGGCAUCGCCAUGUCUCCUCUGAGUAACAACAGCCUGUUUUUGAGUUAUCAUCGUAAUCCUCUGCACGAGUAUCUGUCCCGCGGGCUCAUGGUGUCGCUCUCCACCGAUGACCCUCUGCAGUUUCACUUCACUAAGGAGCCUCUGAUGGAGGAAUACAGCAUCGCAGCUCAGGUCUGGAAACUGAGUUCAUGUGACAUGUGUGAGCUCGCCAGAAACAGUGUGUUAAUGAGUGGAUUCUCACACAGGGCGAAGAGUUAUUGGUUAGGUCCUGGUUAUGAUGAAGAAGGACCGUUCAGCAAUGACAUCCGUCGCACAAACGUUCCUGACAUCCGUGUGGCGUACAGACACGAAACUCUGUGCGAAGAGCUUCAUCUGAUCACGCAAGCCGUCCAGACGCAAGAGCUCGACAACAUCCAAGAGGAGACGCUGUCAUUCAAUCCUAGCCAAUCAGCAUGAUAGAGUACUCGUAACCUCGUCCAUAGCGUGACACUAGAGCACUCGUAACCCCGUCCAUACCUUACCUGUCCAAUCAGGACGCUACUAGCGUCCUGAUUGGACAGGUAAGGUAUGGACGGGGUUACGAGUGCUCUAGUGUCACGCUAGAUCACCUGUAACCCCGUCCAUCACCAGGACCAAGUCAACAUUCCAACAUCGUCUCAUAUAGUGCAUGUUUAGAGAUAUUUAAGCUAUGCAUAGAGAUAUAAAUAUAUAUGUGUCUCACGUUAUACCUCAUUUACAUGUUAGAGUUUACUCGUGUGCCUUUAUCUGUUUUUAAGUUUGUAUGUAAGUCAUUGAUUUUGUUUUGGCAGGACUGUUCAGAUGAGUGUUUGCUCUAUAAUGAGUCAGUCUGGUCUACAGGUGGCGCUAUAGAGCACAAACGUCAUUGAGCCUUUAUGAAGAAUAUUUUUAUAAUCGGACUCAAACCCUGACCUCUACAGCACUUUGAGUGUCGUGUCAUAUCUCUCAACCAAUGAAGGAGUUUUAGUUUACUGAUCUAUACAGCAGACGGCUCCGGUGCAGAUCCGGCCCAGAGUCGUCUGCCGUCCAGGCAGUAGAUGAAGAGUUUUGUGUCUAUGUGUUGAUUUUAUUCAUACAUUAGUUAUUAUGUUUGAGAUUUGUUUUAAAAGAUUGUUUUUUUUAAUUCACGUGUAGGAUGACACACGCACAGAGCAUGUGUUUUAAUGUCUAUCAUUCAACUGACUGUUAAUAUCCCCAAACUAUUACUGUUUGCUCAAUGAUUCACUUUAUCGAUGUAAGAUCAUUAUUGAGUAAAAAACAGCAUGAUUUAUUCAAGUUAAACACAGAGCAAAGCAUGACAUACAACAUGACCGAGACGUGUUUAAAACAAUGACAUACAGAGCAAAAGAGCUGAAAAUAAACACAAUUCUCUGUGAAUGAUGUCUUUAAUAAAGUCUGUGUGUGUAU